UCCAUCUCCACCGAUCGACACCACUAGUUGUUUUCCACCGCAAUGAUUUUAUUUUGAAUACAUUCGUCGUUUAAACGGUUGGAUAAUCUGAUUUUGAAUCGUUAAUAUUUAUAAUGUCACAAUAACUUCAACUUUUUCAAGAUGAUGUGGUUUCGUUACCUCCCAGUGAUUUUUGUGCUAGUUGAUUCAGGUUCCACGGAAAAGAAAAAGCCCCAUAUUAUUGUCAUCAUUGCUGAUGAUAUGGGUUUCAACGAUGUCGGCUUCCAUGGCAGCAACCAAAUACCAACUCCCAACAUAGAUGCUUUAGCCUACAAUGGUGUCAUUCUCAACAGUCAUUAUACACAAGAGUUAUGCACUCCAUCUAGAUCAGCCUUUUUGACCGGAAAGUACCCCAUACAUUUAGGUAUGCAGCAUUUGGUUAUCUUGGAACCAGAACCUUGGGGACUUCCCCUCAAUGAGACUCUUCUGCCGCAGCAUUUGAAAAGAAAUGGUUAUUCCACGCAUGCUAUUGGAAAGUGGCAUUUGGGUUUCUUCGAAAAGGAAUACACUCCCACUUACAGAGGUUUUGAUACACACUAUGGUUACUGGCAGGGGCUGCAGGACUACUAUUCUCACAUGACUCAUGCAACGUACACCUCCGAAUAUGGAUACGACAUGAGAAGGGGCAUGGAUGUAGACUAUAGCGCCAAAGGAAAAUACAGCACCACUUUAUUCACCGAAGAAGCUGUCAGGUUGAUCCGUGAGCACGACACUAAGAACCCAAUGUUCAUGUAUAUGGCCCAUCUUGCACCGCACACAGGAAAUGAUAAUGAUCCUCUCCAAGCUCCUGACGAAGAAAUUGCCAAGUUUGCACACAUCGAAGAUCCCGAGAGACGUGUUUAUGCAGCAAUGGUAUCUAUGCUGGAUAAGAGUGUAGGCAGCGUUAUUGCAGCUCUGCGAGAAAAGCAUAUGCUAGAAAACUCCAUAAUCCUCUUUUUCUCCGACAAUGGUGCCCAGCCCGAAGGAACUCACGCAAAUCAUGGAUCCAAUUAUCCGUUUAGAGGGGCUAAAUAUUCUUCGUGGGAAGGAGCUCAAAGAAACCUAGCCGCAAUAUGGAGUCCACUCAUCAAAAAGAACCAAAGAAUAUCCAACCAACUUAUGCAUCUUACAGAUUGGUUGCCAACUUUUUUUUCAGCUGCAGGUCUCAACAAGAGUGAACUAUCAAACAUAGACGGUUUAGACAUGUGGAAAACCAUCUCCGAAGGGGCGGAAAGCCCCAGGACGGAACUGAUUUACAACAUAGACGACGUUGGCCCACAUUAUGGCGCAAUAAGACGCGGAGAAUGGAAAUAUAUCUACGGAUCCACCACCAAUGGGAAAAAGGACAGGUGGUUUGCCGAUCCAGGAAACAACAGUGUCUACCAUUACGACAAGAAACUGAUUUUGAACUCCAAAGCAGGAACCGCAUUCGCUGGUGUUAUAACAUACCAACAAAUCAAAGAGAAGGGCAUGAAACAGAUCGACAGGAAUUUCAGUAACGAGCUACUAGAUGAAAAUACCAUUAUUAAGCUGAGAAACGAAGCAACAGUGAAAUGCAAUGCAGUCAAUGUUGAGGAUCAACUGGAGGAAACCAAGUGCGACCUGCUCAAAUCGCCAUGUUUAUUCAACAUCAAAGAUGAUCCCUGUGAAAGAGUCAAUUUAGCUUCCAGACGUCCUAAUAUAGUUGCCAAUCUAGAACAAGCGAUAGUGCAAUAUAGAAAGACAGCGCUACCGCCUAGGAAUCUACCCAGAGAUUCGAACGCUGAUCCAGAUAGAUGGGGAGGUGUCUGGACAAACUGGCAUGACUGUGAAAAUGUUUUCAAGACAAAACUACCCCUGGAGACACUCUCGCCAUUAGCUAUAACAAUGAUAUCUCUCGCUGGUAUUGCUGUUUUGGCUAUUGUGAUUGGUUUAUUAUUCCUCAGCUACUGUAGAAUUAAGAGAAAGAGAACACCUGCCCCUACUUUCAACGGUCAUUUUGAUGAAAGGCCAUUGAAUGAGACAAAUGCCUGUUAGAGUUAAAUCUAGUUGACUGUAGUUUUGUUAUUGGUGCCAUUUUUUGUUGGAAAAUGGCAUUCAAUAGUGUUGGGGGUAUUAAUGUUUGGAUAUUUUUCAAUUUUAGGAAAAAUCAUCCUUAACUUUGGUAGUUUUGAGAAAGUAGUUAUUGGAACGCCUUGGUAAUAUAAUGAGAAUGUAUCCUUUCUAUCUACUCAUAAAAUGAUCAAGAGAAUACAAAAGCUACCUACGUACAAACGUAAAUUAUAAUUAGGUAUUAUUACAAAAAAGUAGACCAAAGUGACUGGUUGAACGAGAAAAUUCAUUUACCAAUCACCGACAAUUGUUCACAGUAAAAUUUUAAUAAUAAUUUAGGCUACUUGUACCGAAAAUCAAAAAAUCUAUUUGUAGUAGAAAAAUUAAAAACGUGAACCUUGUCUAUAUAUUGUAAAUUUGAUGAAAACACGACUCUCAACAAAAAA
This is a messenger RNA of Leptinotarsa decemlineata (Colorado potato beetle), 2495 nucleotides long. Its product is annotated as arylsulfatase B. Gene Ontology annotation, molecular function: sulfuric ester hydrolase activity. NCBI's taxonomy places the organism in Eukaryota, Metazoa, Arthropoda, Insecta, Coleoptera, Chrysomelidae. The record is from RefSeq and is a predicted model, not a curated record.